Molecule: messenger RNA, 1097 nt
Organism: Suncus etruscus (white-toothed pygmy shrew)
Lineage: Eukaryota; Metazoa; Chordata; Mammalia; Eulipotyphla; Soricidae
Gene: CALCB
Product: calcitonin related polypeptide beta
Exons: 5
Coding region: 86-478 (130 amino acids)
Cellular component (GO): extracellular region
Molecular function (GO): hormone activity; calcitonin receptor binding
Source: RefSeq, a predicted model, not a curated record
GGAAGAUGCCCACAGCACGCGUUGUGUCCACUCGGUGACUGCUCCUUGUACUCUCCUGGAACUCCGAAUCACGCAGUGAGAAAUCAUGGGCUUCGGGAAGUCCUUGUCACUCCUGGCUUUCAGCAUCUUGGUCCUGUGCCAGGCAAGCAGCCUCCAGGCCGCACCAUUCAGGUCCACACUGGAGAACCUUCCAGAACCUGUUGCCCUUAGUGAGAAAGAAGGGCGCCUCCUGCUGGCUGCACUGCUGGAGGCAUAUAUGCAAGGGAAAACCAGCGAUCUGGAAGAAGAGCAGGAGACAGAAGGCUCCAGUGUUACUGCCCAGAAGAGAUCCUGCAAUACUGCCACAUGUGUGACCCAUCGGCUGGCAGGCUUGCUGAGCAGAUCUGGGGGUGUGGUGAAAAGCGACUUUGUGCCCACUGAUGUUGGCUCUGAAGCCUUUGGCCGUCGCAGAAGGGAUAUUCAAGCCCGAGCAGCUUAAUGGCUCCAGAAGGAAGGUUACCAUGAAGCUGAAAUCACCACUUCUUUUCAUUUCUGUUGGCAAUGACUUGGUGAGAAGGCCCCAUGGAAGACGUACAUGUUUGCAUCCUAAUAAUAUUGAACCAAAUACCUUUGUCACUUGAAUGAAAUGAAAUUGAAUGCAAAAUAAGCUAAUUCCAUAUUUGUGUGCAUCCUUUUUAAUAUUUGUUUAUUUGUGCAAUAAAGGUGAUGGCAUCUCUCAUUAGCUUUUCUGGUAGUAAAUUUGUUUUUUUGAGAGUCUACUUUUGAUCGUGAGUGCUCUGACAUACCUUGAAGGUACAUGAAGUCACUGCCUCGUAUGGAUCUGAAAAUAUGUGUUAUUGAUGAUGCUAUGUCUUGUUAACUAAAAAAAAUAUUUGAUUAUUUGUUUAAGGCAAUGUCAAAAGAUUGUGCAUUUGUGAACUUCAUCAAGAUUAAAAAACAUAUUUUGGAUAUACUUGUUUCAAGAUCCUGCUUGUUCAUUUUAACUUUCUUUUCUAUAUAACAAUGAUAAUGUUAUUAUUACAUAUGUGUUAUAUAAUUAUAAUAUACAACUUAAUCAUUAUAUUAUAAAAUAAUAAAAUGUUAUGAAAAAUUACUCA